This is a messenger RNA of Mesitornis unicolor (brown roatelo), 2104 nucleotides long. RefSeq names its product albumin (gene ALB). NCBI's taxonomy places the organism in Eukaryota, Metazoa, Chordata, Aves, Mesitornithiformes, Mesitornithidae. Bases 44 to 1906 code for a protein of 620 amino acids. The transcript has 15 exons. Gene Ontology annotation, cellular component: cytoplasm; blood microparticle. The record is from RefSeq and is a predicted model, not a curated record. Gene Ontology annotation, biological process: transport.
CUAGCACCUCUAAGUAAUUUAGCCCACCUCAUAAUCUGCAGCCAUGAAGUGGGUAACAUUAAUUUCAUUUCUUUUCCUCCUUAAUUCUGCUACAUCCAGGAACCUGCAAAGAGUUGCUCGAGGGGCAGAGCACAAGAGUGAGAUUGCCCAUCGCUAUGAAGAUUUGCACGAAGAGACAUUUAAGGCAGUCUCCAUGAUCACAUUUGCCCAGUAUCUCCAGAAAUGUUCUUAUGAUGGACUCUCUAAGCUGGUGAAGGACGUCGUUGAUCUGGCACAGAAGUGUGUGGCCAAUAAGGAUGCUCCCGAUUGCGACAAACCAAUGCCCACCAUUUUCCUGGAUGAAAUCUGCCAAGUGGAAAAGCUUCGUGACUCAUACGGUGCAAUGGCUGACUGCUGUAGUAAAGCUGAUCCUGAGAGAAAUGAGUGUUUCCUGUCAUUUAAAGUUCACCAGCCAGACUUCAUUCAGCCCUACCAAAGACCAGCUUCCGAUGUGGUCUGCAAGGAGUACCAGGACGACAGGGUGUCACUUCUGGGGCAUUUCGUCCAUUCUGUAGCAAGAAGAAACCCCUUCUUGUAUGCCCCAACAAUCGUCAGUCUGGCUGCUGAUUACGAGCAUGCACUUCAAACCUGCUGCAAAGAGAGUGAUGUCGAUGCUUGCUUGGAUGAAAAGGCAACUACCAUCAAAGAAAAAGCCAAGAAAAUGAGUGUGAAGCAGCAGUACGUUUGUGGAGUCCGUAGCAAGUUCGGAGAGAGAGUUUUGCAAGCAGAUAAACUUGCUCGCCUGAGCCAGAAAUACCCCAAGACUCCAUUCUCAGAAAUUUUAAAAAUUGUAAGUGAUCUUAAGGGUGUCUACAAAGAGUGCUGUGAAGGGGACAUGAUCGAGUGCAUGGAUGACAUGGCAGAGAUCAUGACCUAUAUGUGCUCUAAACAAGAUGUUUUCUCAAGUAAAAUCGGACACUGCUGUGAGAAGCCAGUUGUGGAACGAAGCCAGUGCAUUAUUGAAGCAGAGUUUGAUGACAAACCUGAAAAUCUUCCUUCACUGGUUGAAAAAUACGUAGAAGAUAAGGAAGUGUGCAAGAGCUUUGAGGCAGGUCACGACGCAUUCAUGUCAGAGUUUGUUUAUGAACACGCACGAAGACACCCUGAGUUCUCCACACAGCUGAUUCUGAGAAUUGCUAAAGGAUAUGAAACACUCCUGGAAAAGUGCUGCAAAACAGACAACUCUGCUGAGUGCCUCGGAAAUGCUAAAGAGGAAUUGAACAAACAUAUCAAAGAAACUCAGGAUGUUGUAAAGACAAACUGUGACCUCCUCACUGCCCACGGCGAGAAAGAGUUUCUUAAAGCACUUCUGAUCCGCUACACUAAGAAAAUGCCUCAGGUAUCAACUGAUACUUUGCUUGAAAUUGGAAAGAAAAUGACAGCAGUUGGCAAUAAGUGCUGCCAGCUUCCUGAAGACAGACGCCUUCCUUGUUCUGAGGGAUAUCUGAGCAUUGUGAUUCAGGACAUGUGCAGAAGACAGGAGACCACACCUAUAAACGACAAUGUCUCACAUUGCUGCAGCGACUCCUACUCUUACAGGAGACCAUGUUUCACUGCCAUGGGAGUAGAUACCAAAUAUGUGCCUCCAGCAUUCAACCCUGAGAUGUUCAGCUUUGAUGAAAAACUGUGCAGUGCUCCUCCUUGCAGUGCUCCUCCUGCCGAACAGGAGUUAGGGCAGAUGAAAUUGCUUGUCAACCUCAUUAAACGCAAGCCCCAGAUGACAGAAGAGCAAAUAACGACAAUCGCUACUGGUUUCACUGCCAUGGUGGACAAAUGCUGCAAGCAACCAGAUAUUGAGACAUGCUUCGGGGAAGAGGGUGCCAACCUAAUAGUCCAGAGCAGAGCCACAUUAGGAAUUGGCGCAUAACAAGUGGUUGCCAGUGGAAAAAAAUAUGAAGAAAAAUGCUUCUGUAUAACUUCUCCUGCCCAUUACCUUCUUUCUUUUGGUUUUGAAUGAGUAUUUCAUGAAUCUUCAGUGUUUUGUCAAACCACAUGCUUUUCCAGAAAGUUUUCAAUUCUAUGACUUGGAAGAAAAUGAAUAAUAAAUAAAAGCUUUAUAAAUCUG